Molecule: messenger RNA, 866 nt
Organism: Arachis duranensis
Lineage: Eukaryota; Viridiplantae; Streptophyta; Magnoliopsida; Fabales; Fabaceae
Product: protein NUCLEAR FUSION DEFECTIVE 6, mitochondrial
Exons: 4
Coding region: 117-395 (92 amino acids)
Cellular component (GO): mitochondrion
Source: RefSeq, a predicted model, not a curated record
AGCUUCGUAGAACCCUUACAGUUACAGUUACAGUGCCGGCGAGAGUGAGGAACUAAGGAAGCAAGGAACCCUAAACAUUAUUUUCCGAUCAUUUCGAUUAUUAAUUAAAAAGGAACAUGGCAUCCGCCGCCGGCGCCACCGCGAGGUCGAUUUUCCGGUCAUGCUCUGCUCGCCGCGCCGCUUUCCGUCUCGGCGCCGAAGCUAAAGCAGCUCGUUCUCCGUUCCGUCUUGGCUCAAACAAACCUCCGCCACAAUCCAUGCUUAGGUGUCCUGCGGAAUUGAGCUUCUGUGUGGAAUCAAUGCUGCCUUACCAUACGGUCACUGCAUCAGCACUGAUGACUUCCAUGCUCGCUGUCUCUCGCCGCAGUUACGGUUGGCUCUCGGAAGGUAGCUAAACAUCUGUGUCAUUCCUUGUGUUCUUUCUUCAAUUUGAUUUUCCGCCGUACCCACUACUUUUGUUUGUAGGCAAGGAGAAGACUAUUUGAAGAUCAAGAGCAAAGUUGGGAUGACAUGGAGUCCUUAUUAGGAAGAAUUGCUAGAUAUCUAUCCCCAAUUAUUUUUAUACAGAGCACAUUUGUCAGCUCUCAGAAUUUUUGCUAAGUUGGGAUCAUGAAUAUCACUAUGUCAUUAUGCUAGAUUUUUCUUAGUUCUAUAUCGUGUUUUAGAAGAUAAUUACUUGCUUCCGAUUUUAUUUAUCAUGUUUAAAGUUUGUGAGUACAAUUCACAGGAAUAAAAGAACAGUAGGCAUUAUUUCUCGGUGAGGAUGUGAGUUUCUAAGACAUUGUAUUAAAAAUCGUUGGUAAACAUUUCUCCAGAGUUCAGUUUGUUGCUUUGUUAUUUAAUGUUUCCUUAAUUGGAAUAUUAUA